AUGCUUGAAUUUUCUGAAGAUAUAAUAAUUGGGGAAUAUGAGGGAAUUAAACUCCGCAAGGCAACGGUGAAUUACAUUGAGCCUGGGUGUAGAUGCGAAUUUGGGAGGCGCAUUGUGCGAUCGGUUACUGGAUCUCAAGCUAUUGCAUCUGAAAUGGUGGCAUUUCAGAGGGCACGGGACUUCCGGAAUAGCUAUGUUUUGCUCAGUGUUGCCGCCCUUCCGGUGGGGGAUACCACUCACUUUCUAUACGGGCACUUUCACAUGGAUCUGCAACAGUAUGUCGAGGAAAUUGGAGAAAUCUUUGAUUCUAAUGGAGUUAUGAACCUAGAGUUCCUUCUUGUCAUGAGGAAAACGUUCCAUGCAUUGCAUGGAGUACAUAUUGAAUACAACCAAAACCACAACAAUCUUAAGUGGGAUGGAAGCAGAAGGCACCCUUUAAACAUUGUGGUUCUCAAAUAUAAGGUUCAAGGAGUAACUAAUGUUGAUGUACGGUUGACGGGGCUUGGAGAUCGAGAAAAGGAUUCAAGUGAGUUCAGAACCCAAGAUUGUCAAGACUUAGCUGAUAUACUUUCUACUCUAGUUCAGAAGUAUUCGGCAGAUAAUGCUACUCUGCCCUUUUGGUUCGAGGCAUUGAUGAGGCAUCUGAGGACUGUGGGCUGUCAGAAUUUGCACAGUUCUCUCUUUUUUUAUGGAGAGGAUGUGCAAUUGCAAUAUUUACAUCAGGCCUUUUCAGAGGUGCGAAGGAGGGAGCUGCUCAAGGAGUUUGACAAAGAGAUGUUGGAUCUUAUGUGUAAAACCUCUAAGCAAGGUAGCUGGAAUCCUAAGGAACACAUCAUGAGCCAUCCAAACUUCUCCUAUAUCUUCCAACUUCAUCACGGAGCAAUACCUUACACAAGCAUCGCGUCGUGUUUCUUACAACACUGUAAUAAUAUAUACAUGGGUGACAUGGUCCCUGUCCUUCCUUGGAGCCCUUUAGAGGAGCUUUCGGUUGUUCCAUCUAGUGAAGAGUAUAAGAUGUUGCACUCAAUGUGGCCUGAGUUUUUCUAUCUCUUACCCCAGACCUUAGCCAAAUUGGACAUCUCCACGUCUGGGUUUAUAUUCAUGGGACCCAUUGGAGCAGAUGCGAUCUCCGUUCCUUAUUGA
This is a messenger RNA of Linum trigynum, 1143 nucleotides long. The record is from the annotation of a GenBank genome assembly. Lineage: Eukaryota; Viridiplantae; Streptophyta; Magnoliopsida; Malpighiales; Linaceae.